UCAGAGAAAUCAGCAAGCUACCGAGAGUAUCCUGCCUGCACAGAAGAGCCUGGGAAGCUCCCUGUGGCAUAUUCAAUAUAGAAAAUACAGUAACAGCCUUUCCAGCGGUGACGGCCUCCCCACGAGAACAUGCCUCUCACCAAGGACCUCCUUCACCCCUCACCGGAGGAGGAGAAUCGGAAGCACAAGAAGAAGCGGCUGGUGCAGAGCCCCAACUCCUACUUCAUGGACGUCAAGUGCCCAGGAUGCUAUAAGAUCACCACCAUCUUCAGCUAUGCACAGACCGUGGUUCUGUGUGUCGGCUGCUCCACAAUCCUCUGCCAGCCCACGGGCAGGAAGGUAAGGCUUACAGAAGGAUGCUCCUUCAGACGGAAGCAGCACUAA
Molecule: messenger RNA, 384 nt
Organism: Sorex araneus (European shrew)
Lineage: Eukaryota; Metazoa; Chordata; Mammalia; Eulipotyphla; Soricidae
Product: 40S ribosomal protein S27-like
Exons: 1
Coding region: 130-384 (84 amino acids)
Biological process (GO): translation; ribosomal small subunit assembly
Cellular component (GO): ribosome; cytosolic small ribosomal subunit
Molecular function (GO): RNA binding; structural constituent of ribosome
Source: RefSeq, a predicted model, not a curated record